Micromonas pusilla CCMP1545 is the source of this 657-nucleotide messenger RNA. RefSeq lists its product as uncharacterized. The transcript has a single exon. NCBI's taxonomy places the organism in Eukaryota, Viridiplantae, Chlorophyta, Mamiellophyceae, Mamiellales, Mamiellaceae. The record is from RefSeq and is a predicted model, not a curated record. Bases 1 to 657 code for a protein of 218 amino acids.
AUGCCAGCUGUUAGGUGCGGUGCCGACGCGACACGUCCGCAUUUCAUUUCACUCGUCGACCGCGCGGGGAUGACGCCGGCGAUGGCGACGCGCGCCGCGAGCUCGCGCCCGGCGUCGGCGCGCCCUCGAGGCGCGGCGCGCGCGUCGCGCCGCCGCGCCGCCGCGGUCGCGUCGUCGUCGUCGUCGCGAGACGACGACGACGACGACGGCGACCGCGCGCGAUCCGCGCCCGGUGGAAGACGCCCGCCUCCGCCUUCGUCGUCGUCGCGACGUCGUCGUCGAACCGUCGGCGAGACGCUGCGCAUCGCGUCGACCGCGGCGCCGAUCCUCCUCGCGAUCGCGCCGCACGCCGCGCACGCCGCGGGGUGGUACGACGACGUCCCGAGCGGCGGCGGCGGCGGCGGCGGGUUCGCGGUCGGCGGCGCCGACCGCGGAGGCCCGGGAGGCGCCGCGAUGGCGGAUCCGGAAGACUAUCCGUACGGCACGAAGGACCUCGCCGUGGAUCUGGCCUCGCCGUUGGUCGCGUACAAGGCGGUGUCGUGGGCGCUGAACCAGGAGGUCCCGGCGUGGUUGGACGCUAUCAUCCUGUUCUUCACGCUCGCGGCGAUCUACGUCUGCGCGUUCGACGUCACCGCGCUCGACGACAGGUUGGUGUAG